Molecule: messenger RNA, 1875 nt
Organism: Haliaeetus leucocephalus (bald eagle)
Lineage: Eukaryota; Metazoa; Chordata; Aves; Accipitriformes; Accipitridae
Product: solute carrier family 23 member 1-like
Exons: 12
Coding region: 1-1875 (624 amino acids)
Biological process (GO): transmembrane transport
Cellular component (GO): membrane
Molecular function (GO): transmembrane transporter activity
Source: RefSeq, a predicted model, not a curated record
AUGAUCCCCUCCUCAGACAAAGAGCUCAACGGGCUAGAUAACCCCAGCUUCGUGGGUGAAGAUGGGAGCCGCUCCUGCUCCUCGACGGAUUGCGCUGCCCGGGACCCACGGAAAGGCAGAGGCACCGGCCACGGCGGCAGCAAGCUUGCCUACACCAUCACCGAUGUGCCCCCCUGGUACCUGUGCAUCCUUUUGGGCAUUCAGCAUUUCCUGACAGCCAUGGGAGGUCUCAUAGCCGUCCCGCUGAUCCUCUCCAAAGAGCUUUGCCUCCAGCACGACCUCCUCACCCAGAGCCACCUGAUCAGCACCAUCUUCUUUGUCUCAGGGAUUUGCACCCUCCUGCAAGUCUUCUUCGGAGUCAGGUUGCCUAUUAUUCAAGGAGGGACUUUUGCAUUCCUGACCCCCACCCUGGCCAUGCUGUCUCUCCCCAAGUGGAAGUGUCCUGCCUGGACACAGAACGCCACCCUGGUGAAUGCCUCUUCACCAGAGUUCAUCGAAGUCUGGCAGACGCGGAUGCGAGAGGUGCAAGGAGCUAUCAUUGUAGCUUCCUGCUUUCAAAUCUUGGUUGGAUUUUCUGGCCUGAUCGGAUUUCUGAUGAGGUUCAUCGGCCCCCUGACAAUUGCCCCCACCAUCACCUUGGUUGCGCUACCUCUCUUUGACUCGGCUGGGGACGAGGCUGGGCAGCACUGGGGCAUAGCAUUCAUGACUAUUUCUUUUAUAGUUCUGUUCUCUCAGUACCUGAAGGAUGUCUCUGUGCCGCUGCCGUCUUACCAGAGAGGCAAGAAGUGCCACCUCUCUCCGGUCUACCUCUUCCAGAUCUUCCCGGUGCUGCUGGGGCUCUCCCUGAGCUGGCUGCUCUGCUACGUGCUGACGGUGACCGACGUCCUCCCCGCAGACCCCUCCAUCUACGGCCACCUGGCCCGGACGGACACCCGUGGGGACGUUUUGUCCCAGGCUCCCUGGUUUCGGCUGCCUUACCCAGGCCAGUGGGGAGUGCCGACCGUCAGCCUGGCUGGGAUAUUCGGCAUCUUAGCCGGGGUGAUUUCUUCCAUGCUGGAGUCCGUGGGAGAUUACUACGCCUGCGCCCGCCUCUCCGGGGCCCCGCUGCCGCCGAAACACGCCAUCAGCCGCGGGAUCGGGGUGGAAGGCAUCGGCUGCCUCCUGGCCGGGGCUUGGGGGACGGGGAACGGCACCACGUCGUACAGCGAGAACGUGGGGGCCCUGGGCAUCACCAAGGUAGGGAGUCGAACGGUGAUCGUUGCCGGUGCCUGCGCCAUGCUCCUGGGCGGCAUCUUCGGGAAAGUCGGGGCGAUGCUUGCCAGCAUACCCGCCCCCGUGAUCGGAGGCAUGUUCCUCGUGAUGUUCGGAGUUAUCACGGCAGUGGGGAUUUCCAAUUUGCAGUACACAGAUAUGAACUCCUCCAGAAAUAUCUUUAUCUUUGGAUUUUCUGUAUUUGCUGGCCUCACGGUUCCCAACUGGGCAAGCAAAAAUAGUACACUGCUGGAAACAGGAAUAAUCCAGCUGGACCAGGUGAUCCAGGUGCUUCUCACCACUGGCAUGUUUGUGGGCGGACUCCUGGGGUUUAUCCUUGAUAACACCAUUCCAGGAACACAGGAGGAGCGGGGGCUCCUGGCAUGGAAGCAUAGCCACAGGGGAGAGGCGGACAACUCUCAGCUCGUUUCCAAAGUCUAUGAUCUUCCGUUUGGCAUAGGUACCAAACACGGCGCUGUCUCUUGGUUUCGGUAUCUCCCCGCUUGCCCCAAAAGACAACCUGGUGGCAAGAGAAUGGAUGAACUGAAGGAUGCUGGACAGGAAAGCAGUGUUAAGGCAAGCUCAGAAAGAGACUCUGAGAUAGGUGCUGAUACAAGGAUAUAA